CCUUUUUUCUCCUGGGAGCCAAAGAUAUAUCUUAGAGAAGAAUUAAUCUUUUGUUUCUCCAGUCGAACAUUUUCUAGCAACCAGAGCCAUGCAAAUAGUGCUCUCCACCUGCUUCUUUCUGUGCCUUUUGCCCUUCAGCUCUGGUGCCAUCAGAAGAUACUAUCUGGGCGCGGUGGAACUGUCCUGGGACUAUAUGCAAAGUGAACUGCUCAGUGAGCUGCACGCGGACACAAGAUUUACUCCUAGAAUGCCAAGAUCUUUUCCAGUCAACACCUCAGUCAUGUACAAAAAGACUGUGUUUGUAGAGUUCAUGGAUCAACUUUUCAACAUUGCCAAGCCCAGGCCGCCAUGGAUGGGUCUACUGGGUCCUACCAUCCAGGCUGAGGUCUAUGACACAGUGGUUGUUACACUUAAGAAUAUGGCUUCCCAUCCUGUUAGUCUUCAUGCUAUUGGCAUAUCCUGCUGGAAAUCUUCUGAAGGUGCUGAAUACGAGGACCAGACCAGCCAAAGGGAGAAGGGAGAUGAUAAAGUCAUUCCUGGUAAAAGUCAUACCUACAUCUGGCAGGUCUUGAAAGAAAAUGGUCCAACGGCCUCUGACCCACCAUGUCUCACCUAUUCAUAUCUUUCUCAUGUGGACCUGGUGAAAGACGUGAAUUCAGGCCUCAUUGGAGCACUGCUGGUUUGUAGAGAAGGGAGUCUGACCAAAGAAAGGACACAGACGUUGCACGAGUUUGUACUCCUUUUUGCUGUAUUUGAUGAAGGGAAAAGUUGGCACUCAGGAAAAAAUGAGUCCUUGACACAGGCUAUCGCUCCUGCAUCUCCGAUGCACACAAUCAAUGGCUAUGUAAACAGGUCUCUGCCAGGUCUGAUCGGAUGUCAUAAGAAAUCGGUCUAUUGGCAUGUGAUUGGAAUGGGCACCACCCCUGAAGUGCACUCAGUUUUCCUCGAAGGCCACACAUUUCUUGUGAGGAACCAUCGCCAGGCUUCCUUGGAAAUCUCGCCAAUAACUUUUCUUACUGCUCAGACACUCCUGAUGGACCUUGGCCAGUUUCUACUGUUUUGUCAUAUCUCUUCCCACCAACAUGUUGGUAUGGAAGCUUAUGUCAAAGUAGAUAGCUGCCCAGAAGAACCCCAACUACGGAUCGAAAGUAAUGAAGAAGAAGAUUAUGAUGAUGAUUUUUAUGACUCUGACAUGGAUGUGGUCAGGUUUGAUGGUGACAAAGCUCCUCCCUUUAUCCAAAUCCGCUCUGUUGCGAAGAAGCAUCCUAAAACCUGGGUCCACUACAUUGCUGCUGAAGAGGAGGACUGGGACUAUGCUCCCUCAGCCCUUACCUCCAAUGACAGAAGUUAUAAAAGUCUGUAUUUGAACAAUGGUCCUCAGCGGAUUGGUAGGAAGUACAAAAAAGUCCGAUUUAUAGCUUACACAGAUGAAACAUUUAAGACUCGUGAAGCUAUUCAGUAUGAAUCAGGAAUCCUGGGACCUUUACUUUAUGGAGAAGUUGGAGACACACUUUUGAUUAUAUUUAAGAAUAAAGCAAGCCGACCAUAUAAUAUCUACCCUCAUGGAAUCACUGAUGUCAGUCCUCUACACUCAGGGAGAUUUCCAAAAGGUAUGAAACCUUUGAAAGAUAUGCCAAUUCUGCCAGGAGAGAUAUUCAAGUAUAAAUGGACAGUGACUGUAGAAGAUGGGCCAACUAAAUCAGAUCCUCGGUGCCUGACCCGAUAUUACUCAAGCUUCAUUAAUCUAGAGAGAGAUCUAGCUUCAGGACUCAUUGGCCCUCUCCUCAUCUGCUACAAAGAAUCUGUAGAUCAAAGAGGAAACCAGAUGAUGUCAGACAAGAGAAAUGUCAUCCUGUUUUCUGUAUUCGAUGAGAAUCAAAGCUGGUACCUCACAGAGAAUAUUCAGCGCUUCCUCCCCAAUGCAGAUGGAGUGCAGCCCCAGGAUCCAGAGUUCCAAGUCUCCAAUGUCAUGCACAGCAUCAAUGGCUAUGUUUUUGAUAGCCUGCAGCUCUCGGUUUGUUUGCAUGAGGUGGCAUACUGGUACAUUCUAAGUGUUGGAGCACAGACUGACUUCCUCUCUGUCUUCUUCUCUGGAUAUACCUUCAAACACAAAAUGGUCUAUGAAGACACCCUCACCCUAUUCCCCUUCUCAGGAGAAACUGUCUUCAUGUCAAUGGAAAACCCAGGUCUGUGGGUUCUGGGGUGCCAUAACUCAGAUUUUCGGAACAGAGGCAUGACAGCCUUACUGAAGGUUUAUAGUUGUGACAGUAACACUGGUGAUUAUUAUGAGGACACAUAUGAAGAUAUUCCAACCCUCUUGCUGAAUGAAAACAAUGUCAUUGAACCCAGAAGCUUCUCCCAGAAUUUAAGGCACCCUAGCACUAGGCAAAAGCAAUUCAAAGCCACCACAACUCCAGAAAAUGAUAUAGAGAAGAUUGACCCUGAGUCUGGAGAGAGAACGCAGCUGCUUAAAGAACAAAGUGUCUCCUCCAGUGAUUUGUUGAUGCUCUUGAGACAGAAUCCUACUCCACAUGGGUUGUCCUUAUCUGAUUUCCAAGAAGCCAGAAACGAGGCUAAUGAUCAUUCACCUGGAGCAACAGAAAGAAACAAGGACCCAUCUGAAGUGGCGCAUCUCAGACCAGAGCUCCAUCACAGUGGGGAAAGCGUAUCUACUCCUGAGCCAGAACUGCCAUCAAGAUUAAAUGAGAAUUUGGGGACAACUGUAACAGUAGAGUUGAAGAAACUGGAUUUAAAAGUUUCUAGUUCAUCGGACAAUCUAAUGACUUCACCAACAGUUCCAUCAGACAAGUUGUCAGCAGGUACUGAAAAGACCGGUUCAUUAGCACCCACAAAUAUGCCAGUUAAUUUUAGUGGUCAGUUAGGCGCCACUGUAUCUGGCAAAACUUCAUCUCAGUUUAUUGGGUCUGGUGAACCUUUGGGCUUGACUAAAGAAGAUAAUGAUUCCAAGUUGCUAGAAGCAGUUUUAACAACUAGUGAAAGUUCACUGGGAGGAAAUGCAUUAUCAACGGAGGGUGAAAGAGUUCGUGGACCUGCCUCGCUGACCAAAGAUGAUGCUUUAUUUAAAGUUAAUAUCUCUUUGGUAAAAACAAAGUCAUCAGUUAACUCAACAGCUAAUAGAAAGACUCACAUCGAGGAUCCAACAUUAUUCAUUGCGAAUAGUACAUCAGUCUGGCAAGAUACUAUGUUAGAAAGUAAUACUGAGUUUCAAGAAGUGACUUCCUUGAUUCAUGAUGAAAUGUUUAUGGACAAAAAUGCUACAGCGUUGGGACUAGAUCAUGUGUCAAAUAAAACUACUUCAUCAAAAAAUAUGGAAAUAACCCAUCAAAAAAAAGAAGGCCCUGCGUCAUUAGAUGCAGAAUAUCCAGAUACAUCAUUCUUGAAGACUCUGUUCUUGCCAGAUUCAACAAACUGGAUAAAAAGAACCCAUGGCAAGAACUCUCUAAACUCUGGGCAAAGGCCCAGUACAAAGCAAUUAGGAUCAGGAAAAUCUCUGAAAGAUCAGAAUUUCUUGUCAGAAAAGAACAAGGUGGUAGUAGGAGAGGAUGAAUUUAGCAAGGACACAGGUCUCAAAGAGAUGAUUUUUCCAAAUAGCAAGAGCGUAUUUCUUACUAACUUGGCUAAUGUCCAAGAAAAUGAUACACACAAUCAAGAAAAAAAGUCUCAGGAAGAGAUAGAAAGGAAAGGAAAGUUAAUCCAAGAGAAUGUAGUUUUGCCUCAGGUGUAUACAGUGACUGGAACUAAGAAUUUCCUGAAGAACCUUUUUUCACUAAGCACUAAGCAAAAAGUAGAAGGUUUAGAUGAGGAGACAUAUCCUCCAGUACUUCACGACACCAGGUCAUUAAAUGGCUCAGCAAAAAGAGCAAAAAUAAAGGAGGAAGCAAACUUGGAAGGCUUGAGAAAUCAAACAAAGCAAAUGGUAGAAAAAUAUCCAAGCACAAGGAUGUCUCCUAUUCCAAGUCAGCAGAAUGCUAUUCCUCAACGUGAUAAGCGAGAUUUGAAACAAUUCAGACUCCCACUAGAAGAAAUAAAGCUUGAAAGGGGGGUAAUUCUGAAUGACACCUCAACUCAGUGGUCCAAAAACAUGAAAUAUUUGACCCAGGGCACCCUCACGCAGAUAGAGUGCAACAAGAAGGAGAAAAGGGCCAUUACUCAGUCGUUCUUAUCAGAUUGUUCUAUGAGGAGUCAUGACAUCAUUCAAACAAAUGGUUCUGCAUUACCCAUUGCACAGCUAUCAGUACUCCCAUCAAUUAGAACUACAGAUCUGACCAAGAUUCCAUCCCAAGACAACUGUUCUCAUCCUCCAGCAUCCUUCUGUAGUUAUGGCUUUGCAGAAAGGAGUUCUGGGGUCCAAGAAAGCAGUCGCUUCUUACAGGGAGCCAAGAGAAAUAACCUUUCUUUAGCCUUCCUCACCUUCGAAGUGAUCAGAGGUCAAAGAAAGAUCAGCCCCCUGGGGAAACAAGCCACAAACCCACUCAUGUACAAGAAACUUGAGAACACUGUUGCCUUGAAACCAGGCUUGUUUGAAGCAUCCGGCAAAGUAGUUCAUCAGGAAGACUUUUUCGUUACAAAAGCUGUCAGUGGUGCUCCUGCCCAUCUGCAUCUCAGGGAAGAGAUCUUCCUUCAGAAAACACAGGGACGUGCUAAGUUAACUAAAGUAAAUAGACCCGGAAAAGUGCCCUUUCUGAAAUGGGCAACAGAAAGCUCUGAAAAGACUCCCUCCAAGCUGCUGAGUUCCCUUGCUUUGAAUAACCAAUAUGCUGCCCUGAUACCACGAGAAGAGUGGAAAUCCCCAAAGAAGUCACAAAAACGCACAGCUUUUAAGACAAAAGACACCAUUUUGCCCCUGGACCCUUGUGAAAACAAUCAUUCAAUAGCAGGAAUAAAUGAAGGACAAAAUAAGACCCAAAGAGAAGCCACCUGGGUAAAGCAAGAAGACAUUGGAAGGUUGUGCUCUCAAAAUCCACCAGUCUUGAAACGCCAUCGAAGGGAAAUAACCAUUACUACUUUUCAGCCAGAGGAAGACAAAAUUGACUAUGAUGAUACUCCGCCAAUUGAAACGAAGAGAGAAGAUUUUGACAUUUAUGAUGAGGAUGAGAAUCAGGAUCCCCGCAGCUUUCAAAAGAGAACACGACACUAUUUUAUUGCUGCAGUGGAGCGGCUCUGGGAUUACGGGAUGAGCAGAUCCCCCCGUGCACUAAGAAACAGAGCUCAGAAUGGCGGUGUCCCUCAGUUCAAGAAGGUGGUAUUCGAGGAAUUUGCUGAUGGCUCCUUUACUCAGCCCUUAUACCGUGGAGAAUUAAAUGAACACUUGGGACUCUUGGGACCAUAUAUAAGAGCAGAAGUCGAAGACAAUAUCAUGGUAACUUUCAAAAACCAGGCCUCUCGUCCCUACUCCUUCUAUUCUAGCCUCAUUUCUUAUGAGGAAGAUCAGAGUCAAGGAGCAGAACCAAGAAAAAAGUUUGUCAAGCCGAAUGAAACCAGAACUUACUUUUGGAAAGUGCAGCACCACAUGGCACCGGCUGAAGAUGAGUUUGACUGCAAAGCCUGGGCUUAUUUUUCUGAUGUGGACCUGGAAAAAGAUGUGCACUCAGGCUUGGUUGGACCCCUUCUGAUCUGCCGCACAAACACUCUGAGCGCUGCUCAUGGGAGACAAGUGACAGUGCAGGAAUUUGCUCUGUUUUUCACUAUUUUUGAUGAGACCAAGAGCUGGUACUUCACUGAAAACAUGGAAAGGAACUGCAGGGCUCCCUGCAAUAUCCAGAUGGAGGACCCCACUUUUAAAGAAACGUAUCGCUUCCAUGCAAUCAAUGGCUACGUGAUGGAUACACUACCAGGCUUAGUGAUGGCUCAGGAUCAAAGGAUCCGAUGGUAUCUCCUCAGCAUGGGCAGCAAUGAAAAUAUCCAUUCUGUUCAUUUCAGUGGACAUGUGUUCACUGUACGGAAGAAGGAGGAGUAUAAAAUGGCAGUCUACAAUCUCUACCCUGGUGUUUUUGAGACGGUGGAAAUGCUACCAUCCAAAGUUGGAAUCUGGCGGAUAGAAUGUCUUAUUGGCGAGCACCUGCAAGCUGGGAUGAGCAGUCUCUUCCUGGUGUACAGCAAGCAGUGUCAGACUCCACUGGGAAUGGCUUCUGGACGCAUUAAAGAUUUUCAGAUUACAGCUUCAGGACAGUAUGGACAGUGGGCCCCAAAGCUGGCCAGACUUCAUUAUUCCGGAUCAAUCAAUGCCUGGAGCACCAAGGACCCCUUUUCCUGGAUCAAGGUGGAUCUGUUGGCACCGAUGAUUAUUCACGGCAUCAUGACCCAGGGUGCCCGUCAGAAGUUGUCCAGCCUCUACAUCUCUCAAUUUAUCAUCAUGUAUAGCCUUGACGGAAAGCAGUGGCGGAGUUAUCGAGGGAAUUCCACUGGGACCUUAAUGGUCUUCUUUGGCAAUGUGGACUCAUCUGGGAUAAAACACAAUAUUUUUAACCCUCCAAUUAUUGCUCGGUACAUCCGUUUGCACCCAACGCAUUACAGCAUCCGCAGCACUCUUCGCAUGGAGUUGAUAGGCUGUGAUUUAAACAGUUGCAACAUGCCACUGGGAAUGGAGAAUAAAGCAAUAUCAGAUACACAGAUUACUGCCUCAUCCCACUUAAGCAAUGUGUUUGCCACCUGGUCUCCUUCACAAGCCCGCCUUCACCUCCAAGGGAGGACUAAUGCCUGGAGACCCCGGGCAAAUAACCCGAAAGAAUGGCUGCAGGUGGACUUCCAGAGGACAGUGAGAGUCACGGGAAUAACCACCCAGGGGGCGAAAUCUCUGCUUACCAGCAUGUACGUGAAGGAGUUCCUCAUAUCCAGUAGUCAAGAUGGCCAUACGUGGACUCUGUUUCUUCAGAAUGGCGAAGUAAAGGUUUUUCAGGGAAAUCAAGACUCCUUCACACCCGUGGUGAACGCUCUAGACCCCCCACUGUUUACCCGCUUCCUUCGAAUUCACCCGCAGAGCUGGACGCACCACAUCGCCCUAAGGCUGGAGCUUCUGGGCUGCGAGACGCAGCAGCAGUACUGAGGCCUCGUCCCUUCCUUUCCUGACGGGUCCAGCAUUCCUCCAAGCCCAGCCUCCGGGUCACUUCCUGUGCCACACUGCCCACGGCACCAUCCUUUUUCUAUGUAUUUCUGCUCCUCAGUCCCGGGAGACAUGCCCUGAAGCCUCCCAAAUCAGUCAUCAUGGGUCCUGCGUUCUCUGGGGCCAUUGCAUCCAAUUUACCUCUUGUGCGUUUGCUGCAGCCACUCCCAGAUUAGUCCUUCCUUCCAAGGUAAUCAGGCAAAAAGCAAUGAGGAAACCCAUCUGGAAAGCAUUCUUUUCCAGACAUGGCCACCACUUCCUCCUGUGUGGUGACCAAGAAAGGUCAUGAUCAUACUAGGCUUUUAAAGGACAUAUUUUUAAUAUUUCCGCAGAAAAAUCCAUGGCUCUCUGGGAUAGGAGCUGCAACAUAAUAAUUCUAAUCAUGCAGUCAUUUUAGUCCCUCCUCAGGUAGUUUCCUGCUGAAAAGACACAACAAAAUGUAACGUGAAAUUCUGUACUAUGACUGAAAACUCGAGUCCCACUCACAGAGGUGAAAUAUCAAGGACUCAGAAGGAAACUGAGCUGAUGGAAGCAGAGACAAAAUCCUCCAGAGGGAAGAUCCUCCGGUCUGCCACAUCCACUGUGGAGGAGGAACCCCCACCUUGCCCUACCCCUGACAGAUAAGGUUGGGAGUGGUUUACUGUCCUGUAAAAGUCCGUUCAGGUUAGAGGUUAAAUUACAGAGAUCAAUAAGUAGCUUUUCUGUAUAGCCUGGUAGAGAAGUUAACCCCAAAGGUGAUAUGCUUUGACUCCCUCUAAAAGGUUAACCACUUUUAUGUCUAACUUAAUCAUCUUGUUUUGGCAUUCCUUUCCCAUUGACCACAUACAUCUCUAUUUCUCAAAAGCUCUUGGAAUCAGCUCUUUUGUCUUCCUGCUGGUUUCCUCAAUAAUCAGUUAAAUAAAACAUUGACACGUAAAAACAAAUGCCUUUGAGAGUUGUGUUUUUAUACUGGAAAUAAAAAUGUGAACAAUGAAAUUUUAUAAAAACAAAUAGAGGCACUGAAUAGCAGGAUGGAUGGUUUAGAAAAACAAAUUAGUGAGUUACAAAGCAAUUAUAUUCCAAUAAAGAGCUUAAAAAAGAGUGAGUUAGAAAAUCAGGUUAAAUUGAACUCACAGUAAAAAGUGCUAUAAUUUAUGAGGUGAAGCUAACAUUAAAAAAAAUUAGAAGUGGAGCCUUGAUCCAGUAGCACAGAGAGAGAUGCUUAAUCUUGACAUCCAUUAGCACUCUUCUCUUUCUUAUCUCACAGAUGGAAGUGUCCAUACUAGAAGGAGUAAUUAACCCUGAUGUUUAUGAGGAGUUGGGGCUGCUGCUACACAGGAGGGGCAGAGAAGAAUAUGCUUGGCACUCAGGUGGUCCACCCGGGCAUCUCUGAGGACUAAAGGCAGCAGUUUGGGCUCUGGCCCAUCCCACUAACCCCCCCCCCCCUUUUAUAAGUUUUCUAGAGGUUGACCAACCAGAAUCCUGGAGAGGCUGUGGCAGAAUGUGAGAAAUUAGUGCAUUUGAGACCAUAGCAUAUGCUGUACUUGCAUCGCCCAGAUCUCCUGGGAUCCCUUUUAUGAGUUCAAUGUUUGCAAUCAUCCCACAACUGGUUUGGCUAAUGGGGGACCUGUACUCAGAAACCAACAAGACCCUGAUGAAAGAAACUAAAGAUGAAAGAAACAGAUGGACGAAUAUACUGUGUUCGCAGAUUGGAAAAUGACCAUGCUACCCAAGGCAAUCUACAGAUUUAAUGCAAUCUUUAUCAAAAUACCAAUGGCAUUUUCCCAGAACUAAAACAAACAAUUCUGAAACUUAAAUGGAAACACAGAGGACCCUGAACAGCCAAAAGAAUCUUGAGGAAAAAAAAAAAAAAGGCAGGAGGAAUCAGGCUCCCUGACUUCAGACUAUAGUACAAAGCUACAGUCAUGAAAACAAUAUGGUACUGGCUCAAAAACAGACACGUAAACCAAUGGAACAGGAUAGAGAGCCCAGAAAUAAACCCACACACCUAUGGUCAAUUAAUCUAUGACAAAGGAGAAAAGAAUAUACAAUGGAGAAAAGACUGUCUAUUCAAUAAGUGGUGCUGGGGAAAGUGGACAACUACAUGUCAAAGAAUGAAAUUAGAACGUUUCCUCAUACCAUACACAAAAAUAAACUCAAAGCGGUAUAAUUAUUUUGGAAAACAAUCUGGUAUUAUCUACAAAAGUUGAGCAUAUGGAUAUCCUAUGGCAAUUCUGUUGGGUAAUGACCUAGACCCAGAACUGCCAUGUGAAACAAGAGACAUGGCAGCACUAUUCAGAACAGCUCCAAACUGAAAACAACCCUUAUUGCAUAUAUUUCUUAGUGACUCAUUUUAAUUGCUGUAUAGUAAUCCAUUAUAUAAUAUAUAUCACAAUUUAUUUAUCCAUUGCUUCUGAUACAUCAUUUAUGCCGUUUCUUCUAUGGAGCUGAUCAUCCUUUUUAAAAAAUUGAUUUC
Hippopotamus amphibius kiboko is the source of this 9575-nucleotide messenger RNA. RefSeq names its product coagulation factor VIII (gene F8). Gene Ontology annotation, molecular function: copper ion binding; oxidoreductase activity. The transcript is spliced from 26 exons. Lineage: Eukaryota; Metazoa; Chordata; Mammalia; Artiodactyla; Hippopotamidae. Bases 89 to 7063 code for a protein of 2324 amino acids. The record is from RefSeq and is a predicted model, not a curated record.